GCCGGGGACGCGCUCCCGCCGCCCCCUCCGCCGCAGCCGGGAGCGGGCGGAGCCUGCGCGGCGCCGCCGGUUUUUCCCCUCCGCAUCCCUCCCGCCGCGCCAGCUGGGGAAGCGACCGCGCUCCUGCCUGGGCUGAGCGGGAUCGGGCGGAGAGACCGGAGGCGCCGUCACCUGGCGCUGCGGCGGGGGCGGGGCGCGGCGCUGUGUCUGCGGCAGCCCCGGGGCGCUGCUCGGCCGCUUAAAGCAGCGGAGCCGCCGGCCGGGAGGGGCGUUCGGAGCAGUGGCGGCCGCGGAGCGAGGGGAAGGCAUGGAGGGCAAGGAUCUGGCAGCGGGGUCCGCGGGGGAUGAGGGCUCCAAGGAUGCGCUGGGCAAGCCGCUGGGUCCCACGCCGAGCCAGAGCCGCUUCCAGGUGGACCUGGUGGCCGAGGGGCCCCGCAAGUCGUGCGGGGACAUCGGCGCGGCGGGUAAGGGAGGCGAGGAAGCCAAGGGCAGGUUUCGGGUGAACUUCGUGGACCCGUCGGCCGGCGGCGAGAGCCCCGGCGAGCCCGGGGGAGGCAGCUCGGAGGGCGGCAACGUGAGCGGCGUCCAGAACGGCGGCGACACGGUGAUGAGCGAGGGCAGCCUGCACUCGGGCGGGCACCACCACUACUACUAUGAUACCCAUACCAACACCUACUACCUGCGCACCUUCGGCCACAACACCAUGGACGCCGUGCCCCGCAUCGAUCACUACCGGCACACGGCCGCCGACCUGGGCGAGAAGCUGCUCCGGCCCAGCCUGGCCGAGCUGCACGAUGAGCUGGACAAGGAGCCCUUUGAGGAUGGCUACGCAAAUGGUGAGGAGGGCACACCAGCUGGGGAUGCAGCUGCUGCUUACACACCUGACAGCAAAGGGGUGGUCAAGUUUGGCUGGAUUAAAGGUGUGCUGGUACGAUGUAUGUUAAAUAUUUGGGGUGUGAUGCUCUUCAUCAGACUAUCAUGGAUUGUAGGACAAGCUGGGAUAGGUCUCUCUGUCUUGGUGAUUGGAAUGGCCACUGUUGUGACGACUAUUACAGGAUUGUCUACUUCAGCAAUAGCCACAAAUGGAUUUGUAAGAGGAGGAGGAGCAUACUACUUAAUUUCCAGAAGUCUGGGGCCAGAGUUUGGUGGUGCCAUAGGUCUUAUUUUUGCAUUUGCCAAUGCUGUGGCAGUGGCAAUGUAUGUCGUUGGUUUUGCAGAGACUGUUGUUGAGUUACUCAAGGAAAAUGGAACGUUGAUGAUCGAUGAAAUGAAUGAUAUCAGAAUCAUAGGAGCUAUCACAGUGGUUAUACUGCUGGGCAUUUCCAUUGCAGGAAUGGAGUGGGAAGCAAAAGCACAGAUAGUCCUGCUGGUGAUCCUCAUUCUUGCUAUUGGAGACUUUGUCAUAGGAACAUUUAUUCCUCUGGAGAGCAAGAAGCCCAAAGGUUUCUUUGGUUACAAUGCCGACAUAUUCAUGGAGAAUUUUGGGCCGGAUUUCCGACAAGAGGAAACUUUCUUUUCUGUGUUUGCUAUUUUCUUCCCUGCUGCAACUGGCAUACUUGCUGGUGCAAAUAUCUCAGGGGACCUUGCGGAUCCUCAGUCAGCCAUACCUAAAGGAACGCUGUUGGCCAUCUUAAUCACUACAUUGGUUUACGCAGGAAUUGCAGUAUCUGUAGGUUCCUGUGUAGUUCGAGAUGCCACAGGGAACGUUAACGACACCAUUGUCAACGAGCUGGCAAACUGCACUAGUGCAGCCUGCAAACUAAACUAUGACUUCUCAUCCUGUCAGCCUCAGGCAGGGGCAGAGUGUCACUAUGGGCUGAUGAACAAUUUCCAGGUCAUGAGCAUGGUAUCAGGAUUUGCACCACUGAUUACUGCAGGUAUUUUCUCAGCCACACUGUCAUCUGCAUUAGCAUCUCUUGUGAGUGCCCCUAAGAUCUUCCAGGCUUUGUGCAAGGACAGCAUUUAUCCAGGGUUUCAGAUGUUUGCUAAAGGCUAUGGGAAGAACAAUGAACCACUGAGAGGAUAUAUUCUAACAUUUUUAAUUGCUCUUGGAUUCAUACUAAUCGCCGAACUGAAUGUCAUUGCUCCAAUUAUUUCUAAUUUCUUCUUGGCCUCAUAUGCCUUGAUUAACUUCUCUGUAUUCCAUGCUUCUCUUGCGAAAUCUCCAGGUUGGCGGCCUGCUUUCAAAUACUACAAUAUGUGGAUUUCUCUCAUUGGAGCUAUUCUGUGCUGCAUUGUAAUGUUUGUCAUUAAUUGGUGGGCAGCACUUCUAACCUAUGUAAUAGUCCUUGGGCUUUACAUCUAUGUCACUUACAAGAAGCCAGAUGUGAACUGGGGAUCCUCGACUCAAGCCUUGACUUACCUGAAUGCUCUGCAGCAUUCCAUCCGGCUCUCAGGAGUGGAAGAUCAUGUGAAAAACUUCAGACCUCAGUGCUUAAUUAUGACAGGUGCUCCAAAUGCACGUCCAGCUUUGCUUCACCUUGUCCAUGCUUUCACCAAGAACGUGGGCUUGAUGAUCUGUGGCCAUGUACAUAUGGGUCCUCGGAGGCAAGCCAUGAAGGAGCUGUCAACUGAUUUGGCCAAAUAUCAGCGAUGGCUAAUUAAAAACAAGAUGAAAGCUUUCUAUGCACCAGUGCAUGCUGAGGACUUGAGGGAUGGAGGACAAUACUUAAUGCAGGCUGCUGGUUUGGGUAGAAUGAGACCUAACACCCUUGUUGUUGGAUUUAAGAAAAACUGGAGACAAGGUGAUAUGAGAGAUGUUGAAACCUACAUCAAUUUAUUCCAUGAUGCCUUUGAUGUUCAGUAUGGUGUAGUCGUCAUUCGCCUCAAGGAGGGCCUGGACAUUUCUCACCUUCAAGCCCAAGAUUUGCUGUCAUCCCAAGAGAAGUCUCCCUGUGCCAAGGAUGUCAUAGUAAAAGUGGAUUAUAGCAAGAAGUCUGAGACAGACACUUCCAUAGCUUUUGCUCCAUCAUCCAGUGAAAGGACUCCCACUCCACGCAAAGAGGAGGAUGAGGAUGGAAAGACUCCAACACAGCCACUGUUGAAUAAAGAUUCAAAGAGCUCCUCCUCUCCUUUAAAUGUGACUGACCAAAGACUUCUUGAUGCCAGUUCUCAGUUCCAGAAGAAACAAGGGAAGAGUAAUAUUGAUGUCUGGUGGCUCUUUGAUGAUGGAGGUUUGACACUGUUGAUUCCUUACCUUAUCACAACCAAGAAGAAGUGGAAGGACUGCAAGAUCAGGGUGUUCAUUGGUGGAAAAAUAAACAGGAUUGAUCAUGACAGAAGAGCGAUGGCCACUUUGCUCAGCAAAUUUCGGAUAGACUUCUCAGAUAUUAUGGUCCUUGGGGAUAUUAAUACUAAGCCAAAGAAAGAGAAUAUUGCAGCUUUUGAGGAAAUGAUAGAGCCCUUCCGACUUCAUGAGGAUGAUAAAGAACAAGAAGUUGCAGAUAAAAUGAAGGAGGAUGAACCAUGGAGGAUAACAGAUAAUGAGCUUGAGCUUUACAAAACAAAGACUUACCGACAGAUCAGGUUAAACGAGUUGCUGAAAGAACAUUCAAGUACAGCUAACAUAAUUGUCAUGAGCUUGCCAGUGGCACGGAAAGGGGCAGUUUCCAGUGCACUGUACAUGGCCUGGCUGGAAGUCCUCUCUAAAGAUCUGCCACCAAUCCUGCUGGUUCGUGGGAAUCAUCAGAGUGUCCUCACCUUCUACUCCUAAGAGUGCUGCCCGUGGCACAGCUGUGAUGGAAUGGUACUGCAGUGCCCAGGGGAGAGUGACUGCCGUGGUCUACAGCUCAUUAACAUCACAAAGGCAAAAAGUGACUCUUCUUUCACUAUUUCACUGACUUGAAAGCACACAAGGAAAGUCACUGUAUUUCUAAAAGUUGUGACAUCUUCAGUUUUAUUCUAUAUUUUCUGUAAUUUAAUCUUGCUUAAUGGGGGAGGAUUCCUUGUUAGACUGAAGAACAAGACGAGCUUUUUGUUUGCUAUUUGAAUAGCAGCAAUAAAAUGUUGUAUUUUUGAUCAAUGAAAGGAUUAUAGAUUUAUAAAAGCCUUUUAGCCUUGAGGUGCCUUCUGAAAUUAACCAAAUCUCACCCAUACAUCCUAUUUUGUAAAUUUAUAUAGAAUGUCAAAAUCUGCCUUCGACUAAGAGUUUCGAUCAGACUUCCUUUAGUUUUUAGUCUAUUCCAUAUUACAAUAAAAAUGAAUGCUGCUUUUCAGUCUUCCAUUGAGCUAUUAGUUCUUAGUACUGUAUGUUUUCUAUCGUCAGAAAGUUUUUUUUGGUUUUUUGGUUUUUUGUUUUGUUUUUUUAAUUAUUGCAUCUGUUAGAUUUAAAGGUGAGAAUUGGGGCAGGUCAAUUGAACUAAAGCGAAUCCUUGAUGUUACUGCCACUAAGUUUUGUAACAGUUAAAAUAAAACUAAUUCUGCUUGUAGAGAGGGUCCUUUUUCUCAAAUUUGACAAUGUGUGCUCCUUUGGCAGUAGUCUGAGACAGACAGCUGAUUUUAUCUACCUUGGCAGAGGGCAGUAUCCUCUUAGUCUUAGCUCUGCUGUGAAAUCAAGCUCAUCUUGCUGGCUGAGGCUUCCUACCUUAACACAAAUUGGAAGAAAAUAAAAGACCUGUCCUAGUUCUUGGCCUCUUAUGUUUUAGUGUCACUUUCAACUUAUUUUUGAAACAAAACUCGACUUAAGGCUUGAAUGGGGAUAAUAUAAGCAAUGUGAUGCUAUCUAACAGAAAACAGUAAACACUAUGUGGAAUUGUGCUAUCCAGUAUGAAAUGUAAAAGCUGCAGUUCUCUCGCAUUUUUCAACAAAUGGUUAAACGGACCACUAAGUUCUUAGGGGAGAUGUUUUUAGGUCAAUUCAUUCAGUUGUCAGAAAAUUAAUUAAAGUCUUAUUAAAUAAUACUCAGGUUUUAUCGUCUAGCAAUUUUGAUCUAUUCCAUACAUCCUACUUUAUACAUUUUCUAUGUUCAAUAAAGAAACUGCCAGUCUUGUGUGCCCUUUCAUUGUAUAUUUUGGAACUUUCAUAAUUUAGUCUACUGCAAACACCUGCAAAAGAAAUUUCACUUGAGCCUUUGUAUAAAGGUUAGUAAUGUGAACUGUUUUUUAAAUUCCUGAUAUUUUUUUGGAUAGAAAGGAUUGCCUAAAAACAUUUCACAAGCUUUUGAUAAUAGCAUUGGACAUGCUACUGGAUCAGUUUACCAGUGGGUGAGUGACUUUCAUUUAAGGAUGCACAGAAAAGGUUUUUUGGUUGGUUUGGUUUUUUUUUUUUUUUUUUUUUUUUUUUGUUAUUCAUUUGUUUGGUUUGAGGUUUUUUUUGGUUUUUGUUUUUGCUAAAUACAGGAUCAAAUUGAAAUGUAACUGUUCCUUUUGAAGGACAAAGUAUAAUCAUUGCGUGGCAAGGUAGAGCUUCAACUUCUUGUGAUUAAAGAUAAAAAUACACUGUGCAGUGUACACUGUUGUCAAGUUCUUGGUAAACUGCUAAAAAUCCUUCUUUUUUUUUCCUCUUUUUAAAUUUUUUUUUUAAUUUUUGCCGUUUCUGUCAAUUGGAUUUGAGACUAUGGAAUCAUUUCACUUUCUCAAAACUUCUAAAGAAAAACAAACAUGCAUGUCUCGCUGCUAAGUGUGAGAUAACUGAUGCCAGCAUGAACCCAGCUUGUUAUGAUAAAACAUUGUAAGACAAGACAGACAGUGUGGGGUCAGAGUGAUGUUUCCUUCCAGGUGAGGGGAUGUGGAUCAAACUUACCAACAUAAAUAUCACAGGUUUUACAGUGUUUUGUAGGGGAUAAGGUCACAUUGUGCAUAUGGAAUCAUUGCCACGUUUCUCCUUGUUUUGUGGGUAACAUUCUUUUGAGCAGAUGGACAGUAUGGCAUGGACUUAGUGCUGCUAUCUUAAAAAAAAUUACAAAAACAAAACGUGCACAGGUACACUUAUUUAAAAAGGUUUAUUUGCCCAUUCAGGAAACCAUUGCUUGUGAUCUGUAAACACAACACAGAAACCAAAUGAAGUGUGUGUAUACAUGCAUAUAUGUGUAUAAAAUUAUAUAAAGUAUAUCUAAAUAUGCAUUAUGGGGAUAGUUAAGGUCAUGUCUGUGAAACACCAUAGGAUGCUUUUUCACAUGCACUCUCAGGAGUCCACUAAUGCUAUGAAUGAGGGCAAGUUCCAAGACUAUUUGCUCACCUUAAUUUGAACAGUUAAUGGUAAUUGUCUGCAACAGAUGUCAGUUAGUGGCAGUCACUCCAACUCCUGCUUUGAUUUUGAAGCCAAAUUUUACUUACGUUCCAAUCAUCAUUAAUUAAGUGGAAAAUUAAAUCACUUACACAUGGCAAUUCAUACCUUCUUAUAGAUUAGGUUCCUUCGUAUGGGUUUAGAAAGACAAUAAUAGCUGGUGAAAAUCAAUUAUUUAUUUGUUCACUUGUAUUUAGGUUUCCUUUUACAUACGUUCUUUUUAUAUGCUUUUUUUCUGACAUUACAUAUUUAAAAAAAAACAACUAAAAAUAAUUUAAAAGAUCUGAGUGUUAGUGGGUUGUGGCCCACUUGGUUUGAGGAUGUAAGAUUUGACACUGUACUGUAACUGUCCCACACAAAUGCUUUUCUAAUGUUUUAACGUAAUUAUUGCAGUUAAUACUUUGUACCAGGGGGAUGUCACUGCAAUAAAAGAAGUGAAUUCAAUACAA
Messenger RNA from Camarhynchus parvulus, 6671 nucleotides. RefSeq names its product solute carrier family 12 member 2 (gene SLC12A2). Gene Ontology annotation, cellular component: membrane. NCBI's taxonomy places the organism in Eukaryota, Metazoa, Chordata, Aves, Passeriformes, Thraupidae. Gene Ontology annotation, biological process: chloride transmembrane transport; cell volume homeostasis; sodium ion homeostasis. The record is from RefSeq and is a predicted model, not a curated record. The coding region runs from base 308 to 3712 and encodes 1134 amino acids. Gene Ontology annotation, molecular function: sodium:potassium:chloride symporter activity; ammonium channel activity. The transcript is spliced from 27 exons.